Messenger RNA from Paramecium sonneborni, 1963 nucleotides. The record is from the annotation of a GenBank genome assembly. NCBI's taxonomy places the organism in Eukaryota, Ciliophora, Oligohymenophorea, Peniculida, Parameciidae.
AUGAUUAGACGUCCAAGGUUUUUAAGCCCUUAAGAGAGAGUGAAAUCUCCUCCCACUCAUGUAAAUUUACAACUUCCACGAAAGUAGGGUCUUUUGAUGUAGGUAAGAAUUUAUAUUAAUUAGACUGGUCCUUAUGUAUUUGAUUGCUCUUAAAUUAUUGGGAAAGGAUAGUACUCAGUGGUGUAUAAAGGAUAUGAAUAGAAUAAACCAAAUCAAAUAGUGGCAGUUAAGGUUAUAACGAUUUAACCUAAUAACCCAAUUCAAAUGUACAUGAUUGAAAAUGAGAUCAACACUCUUAAGCUUUUAGAUUCGCCUCACAUUCUAAAGCUAUUGUAUCAUCAUUAAAACAACAAAACAGUAUUCUUAGUAACUGAAUUUUGCAACAAAGGUAUAUAUAAUAUAAUGAAAUUGAUAGGUGAUCUUUUACAGAAAUUAUAACGAUCUCUGAUUUCAGAAGAAGAGGCUAUACAAUAUACUCUACAGAUUGCAAAAGCAUUAUAAACUAUUCAUCAACAUAAUAUAAGUAUGAAUUCAAAUAUCUUUAGUGCAUGGAGACAUUAAAUCUGCAAAUAUUUUAUUGUCAGAUCGAUGUGUUUUAGCAGACUUUGGUUUUGCUUAAAAAAUAGAUUAGGCUUAAUCAACAUUUAUUAUUGGUACACCUCUAUAUAUGGCACCAGAAGUUCUCUUUGAUAAUGAUAUAAACUGUUAAGCAGAUAUGUGGUCUUUGGGUUGUGUAUUAUAUGAGAUGGUUUAUGGAUAAUCACCAUUUUAUUCUGAAAAUAAUGAUAUUUUGAAAAUCACUUUAUCAAAGUUUAAGGAACAUGGUAAAUUGUAAUUUCCAAAUACUGGGGUUUCUAAAAAGAUUCAAGCUUUAAUUUUAUAUUUAAUCAGAAUAGAUCCAAAUCAAAGAUUAACAGCAUAACAAACUGUUGGAUUACUUGAACCAAGUAAUGUAUACGAAUAAAUCAAAUUAAAUGAAAAUCAAAUUAAAAUUAAUUAAGAGCUUUUAAACUUAGAUGAAAAAGAUAUCCAAACUCAACUACACUAAUAAUAAUAACCUAUUUUUAAUGAAAGCAAUUCAAAUUCGAAUUCUUAGUCAAAUUAAACUCCUAUUUAAGAAAUUUAAUCUACUCCUGAUAACCAAAAAAAUUCAGGAGGCAAUAAUUCCCAAGAUGAACAUAGAAGAAGUACAAAAAAUAGUAAUUCAAGUGCCAAAAGAAAAAAAUUGCUAUAAUAAUUAAAUAAUAUUAAUUAAAGGAAUAUAAAUUAAUAAAUUAAUAGCACUCCUACCUAAUAAACAUAAUCAUAAAAUACUCAAAAUUCAGAUACAAAAAAAGUCCCUCAGAAAAAUGUUUAAUAUUUAUAAUAAGUAAAUACUAAUUGUAAUAAUAAUAAUAAUAUAAAUAAUAAUAAUACUAAUAAUAAUAAUACUAACAAUAAUAAUACUAACAAUAAUAAUAACAAUACCACCAAUAAUAAUAAUUCUGGUAAUAAAACUAUUUCUUUAUUAGAUUUGGUAAAUUAUUUUUAUAAAGUAUAUUAAUUAAUUCUAAAUGGCAAAGAACUUAAAUUAGCUUUUAUUUACUUAAAGCUUGUAAACAUUUAUUAUUUAGCAUAUUUAGAAGAAUAAUCUAAAUAAUAGAAAAAAGUAAUUUUUGUAAGUUGUUAGAAUGAUUAUUUUGAGCUAGAAAGAGAGAUAAAGACUAAGUAUCCUCUUUGGCUUAAAGAAGAAGAAUUUCAAAAGAUUUUCCAUAGCAAAUUUAUCCUUACCUAAGAUUUUUUGAGAUAUUCUUUAAAUUAUUUGAAUAAGGCAGCAGUUGAUUAGUAAUAAGAUGAAAAGAUUACAGAAAAAAUAAAGAAAACGCUUUAAAUAAUAUAGAUCCUUGUGUCAAAUGAAAGAAGUAGCACUCUUUAGUUAGAUCAAUAAAUUAUACGGCUUCAUAGACUUAAUUCCAAAGUUUGA